Brienomyrus brachyistius is the source of this 2038-nucleotide messenger RNA. Its product is annotated as GTPase IMAP family member 9-like. Lineage: Eukaryota; Metazoa; Chordata; Actinopteri; Osteoglossiformes; Mormyridae. The transcript is spliced from 2 exons. Gene Ontology annotation, molecular function: GTP binding. Bases 131 to 1039 code for a protein of 302 amino acids. The record is from RefSeq and is a predicted model, not a curated record.
AAGAGACUGAUAUAUUAGCCAAGUAGGAGUGAGGUGGGGCUAUUGGGGAGGAGUGGAACUAUUUUGGGUCACAAAAAUACUGACAGAGCCUGAUAGAGCGGUUACAGACUCAGCUCAUCUCCGGGGUACAAUGAAUCUCUGCAAAGACACAGAUAGACAGAGCCCUAGUGAAGAUGAGGUUUAUGCACCAUCGUACCACUUUGACUGCUCCCAAAUGAGGAUUGUACUGCUGGGUAAAACAGGAGUGGGGAAAAGUGCAGUUGGAAACACCAUCCUGUACAGAAACCACUUUGAUUCUGCACUCAGGAGUGUGUCAGUCACCAGCCAUUGUCGAAAGGAGGAUGCUGUCAUAUCUAAUAGACGCAUAGCUGUGGUUGACACUCCAGGUCUGUUUGACACGGAAAAGCCUGAUGAGAUGAUAAAGAAGGAAAUGAUAAAAUGUAUUCAGUUCUCCUGCCCAGGGCCACAUGCUUUCCUGGUGGUGAUGCAGCUGACCAGAUUCACAAAUGAGGAGAAGAUGUGUGUCGAAGCUCUGCAGGAGAUCUUUGGUGAAGAAGCAAAGAAGUUUAUGAUCAUCCUGUUCACUCGUGGAGAUGAUCUUGAAGACCAAACCAUUGAAGAGUUUGUUGAAAAUGGCGAAACCUCUCUGAAGGAGGUGAUCAGAAAGUGUGGAGGCAGGUACCACGUCUUCAACAACAGGGACAUGUCCAACAGGGCCCAAGUGAAGGAACUGUUGGACAUUAUUGAUGGCAUGACGGCCAUGAAUGGGGGAGGCUUCUACACGCAGGAGAUGUAUGAGGAGGCAGAGGCCAAGAUCAGGGAGAAGAUGGAGGAGAUUAGGAGAAAGGAGGCUUUUGGUAAAGCCAAGAAUUUCUGGCUGGAUAAGGAAAAGGAAGAUAUACAUUGCAGACAGAUGGCAGAAAAGAGUGAUCUCAACUGUGCCUUUGAAGAGAAGUUAAAGCAUAAAGUUAAGAAUGCAUACAAAGUUGCAAAACACAUCUUCUGUCCAAAGAAAGCACCUUCAAAUUUGUGCAGAUGAGACUGGCAGUGCCCUUAAAUGGUCCACACAAUUGUACAGAUACAUGAAAUCCUAAGCCUUAAUACUCUUCUAUGUUGGUUAAAGAUUAAUAAUCACUAUUGCCUAUCAUGAAGCAAUCGUAUGACUAUAUCAUUUAAUAUAUCUUAAAAUAUAUAUCUUAUCCUCUACAUCAUGGUGCGAUUGUUUCUCCUGGACAGGGCUGGGGGACCCAGGACCUAUCCCCGACAGCUUAAGGCAUCAGGCAGGGUAUUAUGUAAUUUGGAUUCAACAUCAAAUCUGUCUUUUCAUUCAUAUGCUUUAAUCAGUAUGGUAUAUUAUUUUUUAAUAAACAUUUUAGAAUUUUAUAAUUACUACUUUCUUUGUUUGACUGUGAAAUUGUGGGAUUAAAGAUAGCAGUAAAUUCAUUGUUUUAGAUUCAUGUUAUUCAACUAAAUCCAAACCUCAGUAAUGUCACUACUGUAUAACAAUUAUAACAAGAUUAAUCCAUCUUUUCCUUCUUAAAACUGUGUAUUGGGUUGCAUCGCUCUCACACCAUCCUUAUGUUGAAACUAACUUACGUCAAGCCAGACGGUCAUAACUCAAGGAGGAUCUGUACAUUAAAAAAACGUCAAAUAACCUCUGAAGUUGGGGGGAAACCAAUUACUGAAUAUUGUGGACGUUAUUUGAACGUGAGUUUCCCAUUUGGUUUCUGUUCCAAUAAACCGUUUCAAUGAUGCAGUAACAAUAAACUUUUACAGUAAAAUUAUAACUGAGCAGCUGAUUCAAGCAUGAAACAUGAUACCAAGCAAGUUGGGGUUAGAAGAAUCAUUUAAAGUGAUGAUAUCACAGGCAUCUGUGACGAAUGACACUAGGGGCUCUAUUUUGAUGAUCAAACGCAACCUUCUGAGGGCUGUAUUGCACUAUUCCACCUGAUAAAUCUAAAUAUUUACACGUUCCACCUGCAACAGGACUUGCAAGUCCAGGACAGGACUAUUUAGCCAACAAACAACUCACAGAUAG